Messenger RNA from Lates calcarifer (barramundi perch), 1416 nucleotides. It is a transcript of the gene rgs2, whose product is annotated as regulator of G protein signaling 2. The record is from RefSeq and is a predicted model, not a curated record. Bases 68 to 682 code for a protein of 204 amino acids. The transcript is spliced from 5 exons. Lineage: Eukaryota; Metazoa; Chordata; Actinopteri; Centropomidae.
UCACAACUGGAGUGAAAAUAUAAAGUUGCCUGACAAGUCAAGAGGGAGAAGGAGAGGAGACUGAACCAUGAGAGAGAACCUUGCCUGUGUGUCAUCCCAAAGCAUGGCGUUCACAGACUGUUUGACACCCACUGACCUGUUCACAGAGAAGAAUGGGAUAAAGAGAAAAAACUGGAGAAACAGAAUAAGAUUUCUCCUGCAGACAAACUCUUCCCAGCGAGUAACAGGUCUUCAUCUUAAAAAGAACAGGUCCUACAGGCCAAGUGCUGAUGACGUGAACCAAUGGGCGCAGUCACUUGACAAACUACUCAGUCACAAAUAUGGGAAAGCGGCUUUUUGUAUCUUCCUGAAGUCUGAGUUCUGUGAAGAGAACAUUGAGUUUUGGACAGCCUGUGAGGAAUUCAGGACCCUCACAUCGCACAAAGAGCUGGCGUCCAAGGCCAACAUCAUUUAUGAGGAGUUCAUUAAAAGUGAAGCUCCCAAGGAGAUAAACUUGGAUUUCCACACCAAAAAUGCUAUCGUCCAGAGCCUCCAUGAGCCCACUGCGACAAGCUUCCUGGCAGCCCAGAGGAAAGUCUACAGUCUCAUGGAGAACAACUCCUACCCCAGGUUUAUCCACUCCGACCUCUACAAAGAACUGUGCGCAGUCGCCAAGGGAGAGAGCAAGCACAUUAAAUCCUAGUCAAACUAGAGACCCACUCCUGAGGUCAUUUGUUUACCACUGUGACUGUGUGAAUAGACCACUGAUGAUGUUCAUUCCAGGCACUGCCUCAGGAUAAUGGACUUGAAUGCAAAUCCUGAGCAUAAAUAUUAAUGGCGAGGGUGGAAAAUGCAAAACUGAAACCAUUUUCACUCUGUCCUGCUGAGAGCUUUCAACAAUGAAGUUGGGAUGAUUAGCCUGGAUGCUAUAGCUGCUGCAGGCAAUACACAGCAUUUCAACUAGAUGGGAUUUAGGUUACAUUUUCUUCACUGGGCCAUUACCUGCACUUUACUCACUAUGCUAUUAGAGUUUGGUAUUUUGAACAUUGAUGCUGUUCAAGAACAUGCUGUUUGAGAGCCAAUGCAUUCAAAGAAUGAGAAGAGUCUGUCAAAAUUUUUCAUACUUAGCUCUGUAUAUCUUACCAACAACUGUUAGAAUGUAUUUUCUGAUGUACAAAGUCACAGAUAUACACAGGACUUCCUAUGUGACCCUGGUUUUCAUAUUGCUCUGCUGGAUUUGAUCUGUUUACACAUAAAAGUGCAAUUUUAAUUCAUAUAAUAUUCACAAUUUUCACUGAAGAUGGCAUUUGGCCUGAAAUGACUGUGACAUUCUUAUUUAUUGUAAAUACUGUGAUAUUGCACAAUGUGUUAAAUGUGAAUUUCAGUUUGGGGCAGCUGGCCUGCUUGAAAAAUAAAGUUUAUUGUUCAGUGCUGAAA